Molecule: messenger RNA, 600 nt
Organism: Aspergillus terreus NIH2624
Lineage: Eukaryota; Fungi; Ascomycota; Eurotiomycetes; Eurotiales; Aspergillaceae
Exons: 1
Coding region: 1-600 (199 amino acids)
Source: RefSeq, a predicted model, not a curated record
AUGGCCCAGUCCGAGGCGCUCAGUCCACCACGGGAUUCGGGACAGGGUCGGCAAGGGGGAAGAGAAGAAGAGCGAGCACUCGGGGCCGAGGAUGCCGAGGAGAAAAGGAGCCUCCACACCCGUGGUUGGAGAAAGCAGACCAGACCAGAAGGGGGAGGUUCGGGGAUAGUGACAGAAACGGAGAGGGUCGCCCCAAGGGAAGGUUUGCACGGAGACGCUGGAGGCCAAGCGGAGGCGAUUCCUCCGUUUCACGGAGGACGAGACUCCUGUUUUUUUCCCUCGCUCUUUUCACCGAGGAACCCUUUGGGGGAGGAAGAAGAGGGGGAAAGGGUUAGUCUGUUGUUAGGUAAGGACUUUCUCCGCACUCAAAGCGGUGGCUCCGAAAUCAUCCGAUUGCGGAUAGUGAAGAUUCUGACGGCUGCGCUUGCAUACCUCUUUCUCGCGCCUUUUUAUUGUUGGGUGCCGAUGAUGCUUUGGUACCUGUCAGAUUCCGCCACCCAAUGCGCGGUUCAACGUGGCCGGAUAUCACUUCCACCGAGCACACCAGAGCAUGAAGUUGAACCCAUCGGAGAAUCUAGGAAAGCCAUCUGGCUUAACUAA